GCAGCCGCGCAUCAACAACUCUGGUACUCAGAGCGUCGGAGAGACCUGCAACCUAUCGAAAUAGUAUGAAGAGCCGAAGAGGAUAAAUAAUCCUGCCGGCGCCGUUUCUUCGUUUCGGCCUUUGUCUCCCCAACCCACAGCAACAGCCUGUUCCUCGGCUUUUGCUAGACAACCUACCUCGACACAGCCAGCUGCACCGUCCGCGCUGCUACACCAGCACCCAGCUCUCCACGCCGCACAGCCAACUCUUUUCAAUUACCUCAUGAUGGAAACUGUCCGCACAAUGCUUGGGUGUGUAGCCCGCCGCCGGGCGAGGCACCAAGGAUACACGGAGUUCAUGGACGACGAGAAGACGGCGCCGCUGUACUCAGAUGAAGAUGACGUUGUGCCAUACCCAUCCCACGAGGCCAUGAGCUACUACUACCCCGACGAUGGAGCCGCGACGCCGGCCACCACGUCCUACGACAAUUACUCGGACAACGACGAGAAGGGUGGCUAUCACCGGCAGGAGGACACGCGCACGGUGGAGGAGGUGGCCCGAGAGGUGGCGCAGCUACUGUUUGGGGCCGAGUGGAACGACGACGCGCUUCAGACACGCAUCUCGGACACGGUGGGCGACCGGCCCUGGAAUCGCAAGAUGGUGGAGUGCUGCCUGGACGCGGUCAUCGAGUACAUCGAGCGGGGCCGGGUCGGCAUGGGCGGCGCCAUGUGCGCAGCGCUUGACAAGGCGACCGACACGGCCGACGAGGAGUUCGCCUUCCCGAGGCGGCACCCGGAGUCGCUCGACGGCUUCAUCGCCAUCGUCUCGGCUGGUGUGCUCGCCGAGCUGCAGGGCGCCUGGGUGCUCGAGCUGCUCGGCUUCGGCGAGGUGCAGGGCAAGCAGGAGCUCAAGGACGGCACGGGCGAGAUUGCCAUGCUGACGUCGGACAAGAUCGUUCCCUCGCCCGUCCCCAAGUCCAACUCGUUUGCUGCGUGGUGGACUAAGGCCUAUGACGCCUACAUUCCCGCCGGAUCAAUCUAUGCUUUCCUAAAGAGGAUGGACAUGAUCGAGCCGGGGGCCUGAACUCCUGGGCAAGUUCGGAAUGGAGCAACCGACAUUUUCCUCAUGCUCACUUAGGUCGAGUCACUUCUGCUCUCAUCCGAGAUCCUGGAGUUGGCGGAUUCAUUGGUUCGGUGGUCGGGUCUUUUCGUGGCGUUCGAGGGAACUUCUCGUUGAAUGGGCAAAUGAUGCGCCGCAUGAACAACAGCGAGGCACCCCACCAGCGAUCAGAUUGAUAUCACAGACGUGAGCGGAGAUGCUGGCGCUUGCAUUAGUUUCCCUCCAUGGGAGAAGUUGGAGGGAUUGACUAGAUCGUACCACAGUAAAGUAAGAUAAGGAGGGCGGCUGGCUGAUAACUAGGCAGCGAGAUUACCAACUCUAGUCAUAUAAAUUUUCCGUGUUCUUCUCUCUUGGCCCUCAA
Messenger RNA from Thermothelomyces thermophilus ATCC 42464, 1460 nucleotides. RefSeq lists its product as uncharacterized. Bases 266 to 1063 code for a protein of 265 amino acids. The transcript has a single exon. The record is from RefSeq and is a predicted model, not a curated record. Lineage: Eukaryota; Fungi; Ascomycota; Sordariomycetes; Sordariales; Chaetomiaceae.